AUGGCGAAAGGGAAAGGGAUUGCAGGAACACUCUCAAGGAAAUUGGCGCCACGCGUGAACUAUCAGCAUCAUCAGGUGUACUCCAAUGUUCCAGAGGAUAAGCUUAUUGGGACCGUUUCCCAUGGACGCAAGUUGCCACACUUAUUAUUAUUAUAUUCACUACUAUUAUUACAACUGGCACUGCCAGUUAGUCCAUACUUUAUCAUACUUGGAAGUCCCUCACUAUCGCUGUGUCACCACCUUUUCCACUGUCUCGCAAACUUAAUUUCACACUCCAUGUGCACGAAUUGGACUUGCAUUUUCUCUGUUCUCUUCUCACCCACUAAGCCUCAUACACACGUCAUCAGAUAG
Messenger RNA from Trypanosoma brucei brucei TREU927, 351 nucleotides. RefSeq lists its product as hypothetical. The record is from RefSeq and is a predicted model, not a curated record. The transcript has a single exon. The coding region runs from base 1 to 351 and encodes 116 amino acids. Lineage: Eukaryota; Euglenozoa; Kinetoplastea; Trypanosomatida; Trypanosomatidae.